Messenger RNA from Pyricularia grisea, 1152 nucleotides. RefSeq lists its product as uncharacterized. The transcript has a single exon. The coding region runs from base 1 to 1152 and encodes 383 amino acids. NCBI's taxonomy places the organism in Eukaryota, Fungi, Ascomycota, Sordariomycetes, Magnaporthales, Pyriculariaceae. The record is from RefSeq and is a predicted model, not a curated record.
AUGAGUUUGCACUACGACCCUUUGCGGCAUGAGCCGACAGCGGCCAGCAGGAACGCAGGAAUGCCUUCACAAUUUGUGAACUUCCCCAAGCUGCCGCCAGAACUUCGAACCAUGGUCUGGGAGUAUUCUCUCCCAGAAGGACGGGUCUAUGAGGUUUUGGAUGCGCCACACGCAAAAGCAAAGACGCCAGCUCAGGAGGGCUUGAUGUUUGCCAAUGUCCAUCCGGAGCCGCCCCCGGCACUGGCCGCUGCUUGCCGCGAAUCACGUUACAUUGCACUACAUCGGUAUAAGCCGCUCACGUUAGGAAAGACGACCAAGUUUAUCGACCUGUCGCGGGAUAUGCUCCUGCUGGAGCCAUACUUACUAGUUAAAAGGUUACACCGAACCCUGCAGUUCAUGAGCCAAAUUCCCUUGGUUCGCGACAACCUCACCAGGCUGGCCAUGGGCACCUCGUACGGUGUGUACACGGGCAUCUGCCAUCCGGUCCUCAACUGGAAGGUCUCGAAGAGCAACAUGGGAAAGCUUGUGGCCCGGCUGGCGGAUUUCCCUAGCCUCAAGGCGCUGGUGUUCGUGGUGCAUCAAGAGUUCCAGUUCGAGUUCGACUUUGCGCGACAUUCUAAUUUCCACGGCUACAACCCGCACUUGCAGAUGCAACAAUAUCAUUACCAACAAGCGGCUACGGGGCCAACGAUGCAGGCACAGCUGUCGCAACCACCCCAAACACUUCAUUCUUCUGCUACACCAACAGCGCCUCUAUACAACAUGCCAUCUACAAACGUGCUGGCGCCAUCACAACCGCAGGUUAUACACCAGGCGUACCGAUUCAAGUUCGACAUCGAAGCAAACAUAAAUCAACACCCGCACCGCCCCCACCUCAACGAAGUAUUAUUUUAUCCACUCGAUGUGGACGAGGAUAAGGACGACACCUGGGAUCUGAACGCUGCAAUGGCCGUAGGCGAGGAUGCUUCUGCCUGGUGCUUAGAUGACCCUUGGCCGACGAACGACGACUACAGGCGGUUCAGGAAACGGUUCGCCCGAGCUGUGGGUCUGGCACUCGAACUCGAUCUAGUCGACGGAAAGAGGCCAAAAGUCAUCCCGGCGCUUCAGGGGGCUAGUUUGUUGUGGAGGUACACAAAGGGGAGGUAUUCAUGA